Acanthochromis polyacanthus (spiny chromis) is the source of this 885-nucleotide messenger RNA. It is a transcript of the gene stoml3a, whose product is annotated as stomatin (EPB72)-like 3a. The record is from RefSeq and is a predicted model, not a curated record. Lineage: Eukaryota; Metazoa; Chordata; Actinopteri; Pomacentridae. Bases 1 to 885 code for a protein of 294 amino acids. Gene Ontology annotation, cellular component: plasma membrane. The transcript has 6 exons.
AUGCUCACAAGUGUGGAACAAAGACAUCGUGGCAAAUAUGCAAAAUACUGCACCUGCACUGCAAACCUGUCAAAUGUUUCUAAUCUCUCUACAGAUAAAAACUCAGGGAGAUUGCAAUGUUGUGGUUGGGUGCUGGUUAUUGUAUCCUUCAUCUUUGCAAUACUAACCUGCCCGCUCACAAUAUUUCUGUGCGUUAAGAUCGUGAAGGAGUAUGAGCGAGCUGUCAUUUUCAGACUCGGCCGGAUUGCAGACAGGAAACCUAAAGGGCCAGGCCUUUUUAUGAUUUUGCCCUGCACUGACACCUUUGUAAAAGUUGAUCUGAGAACUGUAUCCUUUGACAUCCCUCCACAAGAGAUCCUAACCAAGGACUCAGUGACUGUGUCUGUGGAUGGUGUGGUGUAUUUCCGCAUUUACUGCCCAAUCUCAGCUGUGACCAAAGUGUCCAACGCACACUCAUCUACACGACUUCUCGCUCAAACCACUCUGAGGAAUGUGCUUGGUACCAAAAACCUUGCCGAACUUCUGUCUGACAGAGAGGGUAUUUCAGUCAGCAUGCAGGAAUCCUUGGACGAAGCCACUGAUCCGUGGGGCAUCAAGGUGGAGCGUGUGGAGAUCAAGGAUGUGAAGCUGCCGCAGCAGAUGCAGCGAGCCAUGGCAGCUGAGGCCGAGGCCAGCCGGGAGGCCAGGGCCAAGAUCAUUGCUGCAGAGGGAGAGAUGAAGGCCUCCAGGGCUCUUAAAGAAGCUUCUGUUGUGAUGGCUGAGGCACCUUCUGCUCUCCAGCUGCGAUACCUGCAGACUCUCAACUCCAUCGCAGCAGAGAAGAACUCCACCAUCAUCUUCCCUUUGCCUAUAGACAUGCUGCAGUCUUUUAUGCAGAGAAAGUGA